Messenger RNA from Labrus bergylta (ballan wrasse), 1568 nucleotides. Lineage: Eukaryota; Metazoa; Chordata; Actinopteri; Labriformes; Labridae. The record is from RefSeq and is a predicted model, not a curated record.
UUUACACCUGGUGAACAAUCUGCAUCUGUCAUGAAGAUGAUGAUGAUGAUGAUGAAGAUGGUGAUCUCUCUCUGACUGCAGGAAGCUGAAAACACUUUUCUCUGGGAGUGUGUUACCUGUCCUGGUUUGGAGUUACAUUUCUCUUGGUCUUAAAUCUGCGUUGGUUCAAACAGAUGAGGAAUCUGUGCUGGUCUUCUGUUACAGAGAGAAUGAGACCUGGAUCAGCUGCAGUGUUUCUGAUUCUCCUGCUGAACGUCUCCACAGGUCAAACUCUGACAUGUGGUCCAUACGAGUAUGAGACACCUGGUGGAUGCUGUGCUGUGUGUCCACAUGGAAGCUGAAAACACUUUUCUCUGGGAGUGUGUUACCUGUCCUGGUUUGGAGUUACAUUUCUCUUGGUCUUAAAUCUGCGUUGGUUCAAACAGAUGAGGAAUCUGUGCUGGUCUUCUGUUACAGAGAGAAUGAGACCUGGAUCAGCUGCAGUGUUUCUGAGUCUCCUGAUGAACGUCUCCACAGGUCAAACUCUGACAUGUCCUCAAAAACAGUAUCAGAUAAAUGAUAGAUGCUGUCCUAUGUGUCCAGCUGGAGGUCGAGUUUAUGCAGACUGCACAGAGUCCAGAAGUACUGACUGUAAGCCCUGCCCUGAAGGAACCUUUAUGGACCAUCCGACUUCUCGUCCAGUCUGCUACAACUGUAAAAGCUGUGAUGAAGGUUCUGGUCUGAAGAUGAAGACGUCGUGUACGAUAGUAUCAGACACAGUUUGUGAACCUCUGGAAGGAUUUUACUGCUCAGACUCUAGAAAGGACGACUGUGUGGAAGCAAGGAAACACAGACGCUGUAAACCAGGAGAAUACAUCAGAGAACACGGAACUUCCUCCACAGACACCGUCUGCUCGAUCUGCUCUGAUGGAACAUUUUCAAACGGGACGUUUCCAUCUUGUCAGAAACACACACAAUGUGAAUCAAAGGGUCGAGAGCUGCUGAGACCAGGAACUGAGACAGAGGACGCUCAGUGUGGAGGACUACUGUUACACAGGACUGUACUGAUUAACUUCGUUGUUGUUGUGAUGUCUUUAUUCUCUGUACUUUUAGUUUGUUAUCUCGCAUGGUGGAUAAUAAGACUUCUAAUCUCAGAAGUCAUAGCAGCAGUACUCUACUACCAGGUAUGUUUUAAACUCUCUUUACUUUCAAUCUGUUUUAUGUUCAAUGAUUUAUUAAAGUCUCUCUUAUUAAUGUUUUCUGUACAGGAGGGUAUGAAUUCAGGACAAUCAUCUCAGCAGAGUCUGAUGUCAGAUGACUCCAAAGAGUCGAAGGAUGAGACGGUUCAGGAUCCUGUUCUGGUCCAGCUGCUGGAUCCUGACAAACUUUGUUAAUAUCUGUUUAUAUGUAUAUAUGUGUUUAUAUUGAUAUUUAUAUCUAUUUUUUUAUCUGGUCUCGUUUGGUUUUUCUGAGACGAUGAUUGGACACAAACACUUUCAACAGCGUUCCAUCGGCUCUCUCACCAUCAAGUUUCUCUUGCAUUUCUUGUUACUAUUGUAAAAAGGAAUAAAUAAAAAGAUUUGACUUAA